Molecule: messenger RNA, 4756 nt
Organism: Nycticebus coucang (slow loris)
Lineage: Eukaryota; Metazoa; Chordata; Mammalia; Primates; Lorisidae
Gene: SLC35D4
Product: transmembrane protein 241
Exons: 15
Coding region: 79-969 (296 amino acids)
Cellular component (GO): Golgi apparatus
Molecular function (GO): antiporter activity
Source: RefSeq, a predicted model, not a curated record
GCCGGGCUCUAGCUGUGUCCAGGGGAUCAGGUGGGCGGGCGGGAGCAGCUUGUCCCCGGGAAAGGAGCGAAUUGACAGAUGUGCGGUAGGAGGUCCCUGGUCGGCCUCAUCUUCUGUACCUGCUAUCUGGCUUCUUACCUCACGAACAAGUAUGUCCUGUCUGUCUUGAAAUUUACCUACCCUACAUUAUUCCAAGGGUGGCAGACAUUCAUCGGUGGACUUUUGCUUCAUGUGUCAUGGAAGCUGGGCUGGGUGGAGAUCAACAGCAGUUCAAGAUCUAAUGUUUUGACGUGGCUUCCUGCUUCGGUGCUGUUUGUGGGUAUAAUCUAUGCUGGAUCCAGAGCCUUGUCCAGACUGGCCAUUCCUGUGUUUCUCACUUUGCAUAAUGUAGCUGAAGUUAUCAUCUGUGGCUACCAGAAGUGUUUUCGGAAGGAGAAGACAUCUCCUGUAAAGAUCUGUAGCGCCCUCUUCCUGCUGGCCGCGGCAGGGUGCCUUCCCUUCAAUGACUCCCAGUUUGAUCCAGACGGAUAUUUUUGGGCUGUAAUUCACUUCUUCUGUGUAGGAGCUUAUAAAAUACUACAGAAGUUCCAGAAACCCAGUGCACUAAGUGACAUUGACCAGCAGUAUUUAAACUAUAUAUUCAGCGUGGCGCUCCUGGCAUUUGCAUCUCAUCCCACAGGUGAUCUCUUCAGUGUCCUGGACUUCCCGUUCCUGUAUUUCUACAGAUUCCAUGGCAGCUGCUGUGCCAGUGGAUUUUUAGGAUUCUUUCUCAUGUUCAGUAUAGUGAAGCUAAAAAGCCUUCUGGCCCCAGGACAGUGUGCAGCCUGGAUUUUCGUUGCUAAGGUAAUCACAGCUGGCUUAUCGACACUGCUGUUUGAUGUGAUCCUGACCAGUGCAACUGUGGGAUGCCUCCUGCUCGGUGGACUUGGAGAGGCCUUGCUGGUUUUCUCAGAGCAGAGGGGCUCCUGAAGAAGAUAGUCAGGAAAAGGAGAUUGCCAGGUUGGUUGACACUGGGGAUCAAAGCUCUGGCCUCGUAGCUCCUUUUUGAGUGUCUCAGAAAGAGGAACAUAGGACAGUGAUGCCAGGUGGGCAGCGCCAUGGACUUGUUCCUGCCCUGACGCGGUUGAAUGCGCUGGUGAUAAUGAGGAGAGUGCUUCCUAGGGUCUGGGUCAUGCCUUCCCAUUCUGAGACCCUUCCUCAAUCAUCUUGUGGGCGUGGCUCUGCUCACCUGGACUGACCUGCAGGCCUCUGGAUACCCGGCGCCCCCCACCACUUAACACUGCUGUUAAGUGGCCCUGAAGUGUUUUGUCGUAUUUUUCUUUUCAUUAAAAAAUUGUUUUUUACUACUAUUAUUAUUAUUAUUUUGAAAUUAGGUCUUACUCUGUUGCCCAGGCUGGAGUGCAAGUAACAGGAUCAUAGCUCACUGCAGCCUUGAAUUCCUGGGUAGCUGGGACUGCAGGCAGGUAGAGAUGGGGUCUCACCUUAUUGCCCAGGCUGGUCUCAAACUCCUGGCCUCAAAUGAUCCUACCUUGGCCUCCCAAAGGCCUGGGAUUGCAGGCAUGAGCCACUGUGCUCAGCCUAAUUUUGACAGAUAAAAUGGUAUGUAUUUAUCAUGUAAAGUAUAAUGUUUUGAAGUGCGUGUACUUUGUGGAAUGGUUAAAUCUAGCUGAUUAAUGAAUGUAUUACCUCACAUAGUUAUUUCUGUUGUGAGGUUUUGUACUUUUUAUUUUGUUCUAUAUUUUUACAUCUUCGGAGUCUCUGGGGACAUCUUUUCCUUGCUGUCCCAUUGGCUCGGCCUAGAGCUCACCCCACCUAUGUACAAGCACACAGAGACUUGCUUCUGAGGGCAUACAUUUGGGGCAGGGGCAGAGAUGGAGGCUGAGAGGGAAUUUUGGACCAUUUCCUGCCUCUAAACUGCCCUGGGUUCUUGUAAACCUGGCAGGAUGUGUACUGCGUUGAGUUCUGCACACACUUUUUCAUCCAUUAUUAGGUUAAGCUGGUAGUAAAUGACCACCAGAGGGAAUAGGGUUUCUAAGCACCAAUGGAUGUCAUCACUGGACAGGUGAAAAAUACCAAAAAUAUAACACACACAUGCUUUUAUGUUUAUAUUCCUUAAGGAUUUUAAUCCAUUUAAUUAUUUGAUAUCUCAGAGGAGGUUUCAAAUCAUUGAACGCUGAAGUACAUUUUUUCAGACCAGAUUAAAAAUUAGAUUAAGACGCUAGAAAGGCCAGGUGCAGUGACCCAUGUAUGAAAUCCUAGCACUUUGGAAGGCCAAGGCAGGAAGAUUGCUUGAUCCCAGGAGUUUAAGGUUGCAGGGGGCUGAUGAUGCCACUACCCUCUACCCAGGGUGACAGAGUGACGCCUGUCUCAAACAAACAAACAAAGCCUAUACUUGUCCUUGUAAGCGGCAAAGGAAAAGAACUUACAUAAAGUGGUUAUUUGAUUCUGAAUCCCCCAAGAAAGCUUAAGAAAAUAAUACUAACUCAAUAAAUAUGUCUGCUCAUAAUAGGUUUUUCAAAUAUCUUACUACUUUGUCAAAGAGUUGGUCAUUUUGAGGUGACCAGUGAGUUCCCCAAGCAGAAAGCCAGGCCCUGUAGUGUUGGGUACUCACAUCCCUGGUGGAGACUCCCCUCAGCACCCAGGAGAUGUAUCUUAAACAUUCUCAGCCCUGAGAAUAAUGUCAAGUCAGUUAGUGGCCAUAGUCCCUGCAUUUCUUCUCCAGCUUGUCAAGAAAAGAAAAAGAAAAUGAAACAAACCGGAAAGGAUUAGUAUGUUUGAGCUUGAGUACCUUAAAUACAUUCUCUCGUCUUUUCCUGGUCUCUGCUUGUCAUUUAAGGUAAAAAUCUUAAGAUUCUUGACACAUAUAUGCUUUUCAACUUGUUUUUUCUCUUCAUCUAGGAUAUCAAACUUUCUGUAGACUGAAGAUCAAAUAGAAUUUUUUUUUUUUUUUGAGACAGAGUGUCAUUUUGUCACCCUGGGUAGAGUGCUGUGGCAUCAUAGCUCACAGCAGUCUCAAACUCUUGGACUCAUGCAGGUCUCUCUCUCAGCCUCUCAAGUAGCUGGGACUGCAGGCUCCCGCAACACCCAGUUAGUUUCUUUCUUUAUUUUUUUUGUUAGAGACCGAGUCUUACUUUAUCACCCUCAGUAGAGUGCCAUGGUGUCACAGCUCACAGCAACCUCCAACUCCUGAGCUUAGGCGAUCCUCUUGCCUCAGCCUCCUCCUAAGUAGCUGGGACUAUAGGCGCCCGGCUAUGUUUUUGUUACCGUUUGGCCAGGGCUGAUUUUGAACGCACCACCCUCGGUUUAUGGGACCGGCGCCCUACCCACUGAGCCACAGGCGCCGCCCACUAGUUUCUAUUUUAGUAGAGAUGGUGUCUCACUCUUGCUCAGGCUGGUCUUGAACUCCUGAGCUCAAGAAGUCUAUCUGCCACAGACUUCCAGGGUGCUAGGAUUAAAGGUGUGAGCCACUGAACUUGGCAUCAAAUAGAAUACUCUUUUUAGCUUCCACAAAACUCUCUACAACUAAGACCAGUUCUUCUCCACUUGCAGAAAGUGACAUCUGUCCAAAUGUCAUCUUACGCCUGUCUUCCCAAGUGCCAUUUAAGCAAGUGGAGGUUCCUAAGGCUGGAAGGAACCAGCAGUUAUCAGGCCCCAUCCUGCUUCCCGCAGGACUGACCUUGAAAACUUUCGCUGAAAGGUUUUAGAUCUUUUUUUUUUUUUUUUUUUUUUAAAGAUCUCUAGUAAGGAUGUUUUUGUUGGUUUUUGAAUCAUGUUCCAAAUCCUGUUGUUUUUAAAAUCUCAAGUCUUUUCCUGCUUUGACACCCAGCAAGUGGCAGAGAGAAUAAAUGAGGUGUUUCUUCAGCGAUCCUGCUUCUUUCUGUUUCUAUCUGUUCUUAGGCUUUUUUUUUUCCUUUAAGCUUUAACUUAACCAUCUUUUAUGCCCAACUUUGUGUGCUGGGCUGAAUGCAAGUGAGCCCAGAGGUCUGAAGGACAGGGCAGCCCCCAUCACUGUGGUCCUCCAGCUCUUGUUUUCUGGGCAGAGAGUUACCAGGUAAUCCGCACACUCCUUUUACCCCCAUGUCCUGUUUGGGACCCAAUUACCGGAGUAAUCUUGCUGGCCCCUAGUCAGAGCCAGGGUGUUUGGGGUUUAUUUUAUUUAUACAAAUGAAGAAUAUGCUUUCUGUCAGGAGAGACAAGGUGUUACAUGAUGAUGAUUAUUAAUUUGCUAUGGGUAGAAAGACAAAGAAACCAUUUAUUUUCUUGGUAAUUUGUCUUUCUUUCUGUUCUCUUCAAUCCCAGCAGGGGAGUAUUGCAGAAAAGGGUGCUAUUAUCUCUGGGGAGGGAGUUUUUAUACCCUUAACCCCACCCAGACUCCUCCUACCCAUGUCCAGGCCACAGGGAAGGGCCCACCCCGUGCCUUCUCGACCUGGGCUGUCCCGCGCAGGUCCCACUGGUCACCUGUGCCUAUUGAGUACUAAAAGGUGGUUGGCCCCCAAAUCAGAUGUGUUAUCAAUGUAAAGUACAUACCAGUUAUUAAGGCUUAAUAUUUUUAAAAAUGUAAAAUAGCUCAUAAUAUUUUUCUAUUCAUUUCAUGUUGAAAUAAUAUGUUUUUUAUAUUGGGUUAAAUAAAAUAUAAUAUCAGAAUGAAUUUCUCCUAUUUCUUUUUAUAUUUUUUAAUGUGGCACCACUUGAAAAUUUUAAUUUACAUGUGCGCUGAUCUGGGACAGUUCACCUACACUGGGUCCAGGGGAGAAGA